This is a messenger RNA of Megalops cyprinoides (Indo-Pacific tarpon), 515 nucleotides long. It is a transcript of the gene dph3, whose product is annotated as diphthamide biosynthesis 3. Bases 54 to 302 code for a protein of 82 amino acids. The record is from RefSeq and is a predicted model, not a curated record. Gene Ontology annotation, biological process: protein histidyl modification to diphthamide. Gene Ontology annotation, molecular function: metal ion binding. NCBI's taxonomy places the organism in Eukaryota, Metazoa, Chordata, Actinopteri, Elopiformes, Megalopidae. The transcript has 3 exons.
GACAGCGAAGUAGCCCAUGUUGUAGACACGCAGUUUUGAUUAUAGACUUUAAAAUGUCUAUAUUUCACGACGAAGUAGAAAUAGAAGAUUUUGAAUAUGACGAGGAAACGGAGACAUACUAUUUUCCCUGCCCUUGUGGAGACAGAUUCGCCAUAACCAAAGAGGACUUGGAGAAUGGUGAAGAAGUAGCCACCUGCCCGAGCUGUUCACUAAUUGUGAAAGUGAUUUAUGACAAGGAUCAAUUCAUGUGUGGAGAAAUAAUUGAAGCACUGGCGACAGAAGUGGAGCUCUUGAAGACCUGACUGGAAGCCCCCACAAAACAGCAAGACCGCUGUCUUGUGACAGCUUUGCACACUGUGACUCAAUCAAGCAACGCUACAAAAAAUUAAAUGAGCUCAUUCUGCUCUCCUGGACAUCAAGAAGGAAUUGCUCAUCCCUGCAGAGGUGUUCCUGAGCGAAUUUAGUUUUUCAGGUUUUUUAAGUGCUAUUUAUUAAAUAUCAUUUUUAUUAUUCUA